AUGGCAGCCGAAGGCAACAAGAACUGGCCUCGAGAAGGCUACCGACCAGAGUGGUUGGCACUCGAAGAUGCAUCUGGCGGUCGAUAUGUCAUGACUGGCAAUUGGGCGGUUGAUGUUCCCACGUACGAUGCUGUCUUUGCUGGCCUUGCGAAACAAUGGCCCCCGCUGGCUGAAGAACUGAAAGUCUGGGACGAGAAGACAGCCAGCCAGCAUGGCGACCUUCCAGUCCGAAUCUACAAACCGGCAUCUGACAAGCCGCUGCCGCUCAUGAUUUAUUUUCCAGGUGGAGGAUUCAUUGCCGGCAAUCUUGACACCGAAGAUGCCCACUGCCGGAUAUUCGCAGCCAAAGUACCAUGUCUGGUCAUCAGUGUCAACUAUCCCAAAGUUCCACAAGUCAAGCUUGACGACAUUAUCAACGUGGCAACUCAGGCUGUCCCCUGGUGUCGCGCCAGAGCCAAAGAACUGGGAGAUGAUCCUUCCACGACUCUUCUCUGUGGUGGUUCAGCUGGCGCAAUGCUCUCAGCUGAAGUGGCCUACCGCUUCAUGGCCGAAGGGGACUACACCUCCGUCACUGGCUGCGUGCUGAUGUUUGUUGUAACGCUUUCCUGGAAGUACAAUGGGAAAUACAAGCAUCUGUACACCUCGUGGGAAGACAAUGGAUAUGCUGGGACUCCGGUGUUUGGUCAGGAGCUCGCCGAGUUCAUGUGGUCCCAUUUCGACCUCGAUCAUGACAGCCCACGACACCUCGUAUGUCUAGCCGACGACCUCUCCAAAUUUCCGCCAUGCUAUAUUGUCACCGCGGAGAAGGACUGUUUUCGAGACGACGGAGCCGUCUUGGACUACAGGCUCAGAGAGAGUGGUGUCAAAAGCAAGCUUGAUCAUUACGAUGGACUUCCUCACUACUUCCAUGCCUUCCCUAGCCUCGCCGUUGCCCAAGAGUCGAUGGAGAGGGCUGUGGAAGGAGCCAGAUUUGUGAUGGAGUAG
This is a messenger RNA of Cladophialophora psammophila CBS 110553, 984 nucleotides long. RefSeq lists its product as uncharacterized. The coding region runs from base 1 to 984 and encodes 327 amino acids. NCBI's taxonomy places the organism in Eukaryota, Fungi, Ascomycota, Eurotiomycetes, Chaetothyriales, Herpotrichiellaceae. The transcript has 5 exons. The record is from RefSeq and is a predicted model, not a curated record. Gene Ontology annotation, molecular function: hydrolase activity.